CCCCUCCCCGCCGCUCCGCGGUCCCGGCCGUGUCCGCCCGCGAUGCCGCCGCUGCCCGGGGGCCGCUCGCCAUGCCGGGGCCCCGCGCUCGCCGCUGCCCGCUGCUCCUGGCGGCCGCGGCGCUGCUGCUGCCUCUGACCGGCACCCCGCCCGCCGCCGCCGCCGCCCGCCCGCCGCUCCAGCACCAGCAGCAGCGGGCAGCGCUGCCGGGGGGCCCCGCCGCGCCCGCAGCAGGAUCUGUUUUUACGUUGAAAGUUCAAGUAAAUGACAUCGUCAGCCAUCAGUACCUGCAACAAGCGGUUGUAGAAGUGUUUGUUAACUACACAAAGACAAAUUCCACUUUUACUGGAAACGAUGGGGCAGUAUUAAUAAAAGUUCCCUACAAAUUAGGAUUAAGCUUAACUAUCGUAUCGUACAAGGAUGGCUACAUGUUAACACCUUUGCCUUGGAAGACUGGGAGAAUGCCAAUAUACUCUUCUGUGACACUUUCGCUAUUCCCACAACGUCAAGCUAAUAUAUGGCUGUUUGAAGAUACUGUCUUAAUAACUGGAAAGCUGUCUGAUGCCAAAUCUCAACCAAGUGUUCAGUUUCCAAAAUUUUUAAUCAAGCUUCCAACAAAUCAACAUAUUACAAAUGUUACAGCCUAUCUGACAGUGCCAGAGCAGUUUUUGAAAGUCGACAGCUUUUUCUAUACAACAGGAAUACUUCUAAAUAAAUCAGGUUUCAAAAGCAUGGACUUAGCUCCUCUUGCUGCAGUAUGCGUAAAUGUUUUUCUGUCUGGGAAAGAGCUGAAAGUAAACGGUCCGAUUCAGAUGACACUUCCUCUUGUUACAAGUACUGUGAAGUCAGGAGAUGCUAUACCUGCGUGGACAUUCGACAUGAAAAGUGGUGCUUGGGUAAGCCGAGGGCUGGGGAUGGUGAAGGAAGCAGAUGGUCAGUUUGUAUGGACAUACACCGCUCAACACUUGGGCUACUGGAUAGCGGCUCCACUGCCAGGAACGAGAGAAUCCAUCAUUAGUGCAGUUUCCAAGGACAUAACAACCUAUCACACGGUGUUCCUUACGGCCAUACUGGGAGGCACAGUUGUCAUUAUCAUUGGAUUCUUUGCUGUUCUUCUUUGUUAUUGCAGGGAUAAAUGUGGCCGGACGCAAAAGAAGGAAAAAAAUACCACUAAGCUGGAGGUGAUAAAAAAAGACCAGACAACAUCAACAACUCACAUCAAUCACAUGAAUGCUGUCAAAGGUUCUUUAAAGUUGGAUGAUAAGUCACAGCUGUACACACCGAAGAUUGCUUCAUAUAGCCCUCAAAGAAGGGUGUCUGUAGAUACGGAAGAUGGAAAAUCACGAGACAAUUUUAAAAUCUAUACCGAGGAUGCUUCUUAUCAGCCGUCCUGUCAGACCAGUCAGUCCAGGAAUUCAGCCCAUACGUUGGAGCCAGCUGCUGCAGUCAGGCAUUUACCACAGCCGAAGCUCAGCAACAGUACGAUUUCCCAGGCUCCUAGGGACACUCCGGACCAAACCAGAUACCUUUCACUGAAAGAGGACAUGUAUGGGCUUUCUCAUAUCCCUGAACAUCUAAUGCAUAUUUAUAAUCAGCCUAUUGCUAUUCUUCAAACCUCUGACCUUUUCCACUCCCCAGAACAAUUGCAUCCUGCUAAAUCGGCCACUUUGCCAAGGAAAGGGCAGUUAGUAUACAGCCCCAUGAUGGAACCCAUGAAUCGUGACAGCUACAUGCAGACACUACCGAAAAUGCCAGCGCACUCUCACCCACAACCUUCUGCCUGCAGGGAUGAAAACGGUACAUUAGACAGCGAAGAGGGCUUGCCGGCUCAAGCAUCAAACUGGAGCCGAUACACUAACAGCUUACUGGAGUCUAUCUCUGUUCCUGGGACGCUGAACGAAGCAGUGGUAAUGACUCCGUUCUCAUCUGAACUUCAAGGUAUUUCAGAACAAACGUUAUUGGAACUCUCGAAAGGAAAACCAUCUCCGCACCCUCGAGCAUGGUUUGUGUCCCUGGAUGGAAAGCCGAUUGCCCAAGUGAGGCAUUCUUUCAUAGAUCUGAAAAAGGGCAGAAAAACAGAGAGUAAUGAUACCAGUCUGGACUCUGGUGUGGACAUGAAUGAGCAUCAUCCUAGUAGGAAACUGGAAAGAGAGAAAACUUUCAUAAAAAAUAUGCCGCAUUCUAAGAUCCUGUACUUGGAAGAUCUGGAUCUGAGCAGCAGUGAAAGUGGGACCACUGUCUGCACUCCAGAGGACCAGGCUGUGCGGCACAUUCUGGAUGGAGGGAGCGGACCAGUCGCAGAACAGCAUGAUGAAGAAAGCCUAAGAAGAAAAACUGUGUCAGGAAGUCAUGAAUCUGGUAUCCCUUCUGCUAAAAAAAGGGAUAGACCAUCUAUCACGAAAAGAGAUAGCAAAACCAAUAUCUGGAAGAAAAGAGAGGAGAGGCCGCUUAUUCCUAUAAAUUAAAACACAAUGUGCUCUGUGUUGUUGCUCUCCCUGCUGGUUAUUCACCUCUUGGCUGCUUCUGUAAUUCUGCAGUGUUGGGUUUACAUGGGAAUUACAUGGAAAAUGCUGUUUUCUCGUAUCCAGACAAGUUACAUUUUUUUGAUACACAGAUCGAGUUAACUAUACUUCAGCUGGGCAAUCGAUAUUCAAUGUGAAACGGGGAAAUGCUAAUAUGAAAAUUUUCCAGUACCUAAUUUUGCUGACAGUACAGGGAAGGCCCACGUUUUAAUUAGCCUGUUGUUCUUGGACACACCCCUGGGGAUGCAUGGUGAGAAAUGUAGGCAUGUGUGUUAAUUUUUUGUACCUGUUGCUGAUGCAUUGUUAGACCAGCUGAAGCCCAUCCUCAGCCCGGUUCCUAAUCAGUGUGACUGUCUGUACAGGAUUUUAUAUGUGAACUUUUCUAGGGACCUGUUGCUAUUCCUUUGUACAAUGUGAAACGUUUCAGCAGUUUGUCCAACCACACCAGCAGAUGAGCUCUCCUGGGUUUGUCCGUGGAGCUCUACGGCGUUGCUGCCCUCCCCAUGUGCCCAUCCGUGUGCAGAAAGUUGCCACUACGUAUAGUGGUGGCAGACGGGGAUGUGUACAAGCUUGGUGGCCACUGCAGUUUGUGGUCCCUGCUGUCCUAAGAUGUUGCCCAUCUGUUUUGUUUUCGUCUGCUUUGUUACGAACUGUGGAUGUUGAAGACUGGCAUCUGCUAUGAAGUGUCCAUAUCCAGCAGGAAAGGACUGGUUCCGGUAGCAUUCAGAGCUGCUGCUGCUGAUCCCAGCGUCUUGUUUUGGCUUCACUGUUGGUUAAUGUCUUCUCUCCUGCAUGCUGUUGGACCAGUGGAGCUCUACAACGUUGUCUUGAGUCCUUGCAGAUCUACAAGUUCGUUUGGCCCAGAGUGAAAUAGCAUGCAGGUUUAGAGAAAUCACACCUUUGAAAUAGGUUCCUUUAGCAGGAAAGUUCAGCACUGUUGCUUUUUAUUUUAUGUUUAGAGAGAUCGUCGGAGGUUUACGUGCCUACAUUUUGCCAGUCUGAGCUUCUUUUGUCUAUGUUGUGCAUUGCAGGGCGGUUAAACAGGCUUUAAAAGUUAGGGGGAUUCAUGAGCAUGAGAGCAGAUCGCAAAAUUUGGUCUAUAAUGCAAUAUAAAUACUACUUAUGACUCAUCUUAGAGUGAAAGUUACCAAAAGUCAUGAAUGCAUGAAAUGUAACUAAGAUAUGUACAGAGGAAGGAAAAGGCCAUCAGAAUAUUCUUUAUUUUUAAUGUUCAUCUUGUCAAAGCGAUCGUUUCAACUUUGGCUAACAGAAAAGUAGAUGCAUCCCUUAAUGUGCUUCAUAGAAUGUCUUUCUGUGGCUUUGAAGCUGUUUCCCUGAUUAAAUAAGUUGCAGCAAUUUGGCUUUGGCAGUUUGAUUAUAAAUCGUCCUAAAAAAGCUUUAUAAAUAUUUCCCUUAGAGCUCAGUUCUGGUCCUGCACCAAGACCCAAACACACAAUGCCUGUGUCUGAGUUGUGGGUUGUCUGUCCCGUAGUACACUCGACAGUUGGGAAAUACCUUGUGCAGCUGGGCUUCUGGGAAUAUUUACUCAGGAAACGUUACUGUGAAAUAUGUCUGUUAUGUUAGGAUUGUUAGUUGUCUGGUCCUGCUUCUAGAAGAACAUGUAAGGUUACCAGAGUGGCACUAGCAACGCAUCAGUCGAGCUUCUUCUGGUGUGCGGUGGCUUCGCGAACAAUGUACGAUGUUCCUGUGAAGCUCAGAAAUGCGGAAGUGCAAAAUGAGCUUAAGAGAGAUGUGCAAAUAAGUCUAUAAUUGGAAUUGGCCAAAAGAAUGUGGUUUGAUUGCAAGAUUCAUCUGCUUCAGAGGUGAAGGUGGCUUGCUGUCUUAACACAUCUUGGGUACUUCUUUUAGGUAAAUAUUUUCCUGCAUUUUUCCGUCUGCAGUUCUGCUGGAUUUUAUGUCUGGCUAACUCCCCAGCCCCACAUACUGAUGUUCACAUCCCGUGCUUUGUUAUUUACAUCGGUAGGAAAUUACUUAUAUAUUUUGAGUGUAGAUAGACAUUUCUUCUGAAAGCUGCUUUGACUGUUGAGGUUUCAUUUUGCCCUGCUCUUAGAGAUGCAUCGGCUUCAUGUUCCAGCUGUGUGUUGGAGUUUACGCACAGGAAGCCUGUAUUACCUGUUAGCAACUGGAAUCCUUUUGGGUUUAGGCCAUUAAAAGAAGGAAUUUAUUACACUGAGUUCUAAAAAUUUUAAUUCCAGAGAUAACCGUACGUGAUGUGUAGUGUGGAAAAUGUUGUUAUCAUUAAAUUUAUCUUUGUGGUCAAAAUAAUUCUUUUCUUUAUUUCUGUGUGAGUUCAAUACAUGAAUUUGUAGGAAUCACUGAAUUAUUGAAGUUUUUUUUCUGCGAGCUUACUAUUGCAGUGCUCACAGAGAGCUAAAAUGCCAGCGCUCAGACUCGGUCUGUACAAGAAGUAGCAGGGAUUGGUGGGACACUCUGCUUAGGAAGGCCAGGGGGGCACCCAGAGGUUUUGACUUAUCAGAGUCUGGAGGGUGAUUACCUUGAGAACCAAAAGUGGGUCAUGCCUAAAGCACCUUUAAAGUGAGCCCCCUCCAGGAGAGGGGAGUGAGGGGGAAGAUAGGAAAGGACAUGGAUUCUUUCUGAUGCUCGUUUAAUCGGUUCUUUUUGCAGAACACAAAAGUUUGCAUCGAUUAUAUCUCAGUUCUUCACAGGACACUUUCUGAGCUGUCAGCUCCUGCAGAAACCCCACCUGCACAUAUGGGCAGUUUUAAGGGAAAGGCAUUAGGUGAAUACAGAACACUCGAGACCAGAUUUUGUCAUGUACCUAAGGUGGAAGGCGGUGAGUAAGCUUCAGGACAGCUUCCCACCUCCUGUGGCUGCGAUACCUGAUGCUGGGAUUCUUCUUGCAGAGGGCACACCAGCUCCAGGCCUUACCGGGUUUUGGUAAGGGGUUCGGUGGAGUUAGCAAGGCUUGUUUCUGCAGAUCAAUCCAGUUGGCUUAGGUCAGUAGUUUGAUGUACUGUAAAUGAAGAGAAGUGAUCAGGCUCUGUCAUGCAGGUGUAAGGACAUUAGUCUGGCUGUUACGUAGAAAAGGUAGGUAUUUUCAGACUGUGAGCAAACAUCACGUAUUCUAGAUUUUUUUUUUCUUUAAGGGAGGGGAAAAACACUUUAAAAUUCAUUGUGAUUAAUAGGAACAAUCUUUAUAGUACUGUCAGAAAAUAGAAGAACUCUGGUAUCUUACAAACCUGAAAGCACAACUGAUGCAAUGACGAGGGACAUCAGUUACCAAGGUAGAGCUAGAGAUUAUGAACAAAAAGUAAUUCUGGGUGUAGGAUUGGAAAUGUUUAGUUGUCUGCUUUGUUUUGAUGCAGUAAUUUGUACCAAAGAGGAUGAAACGAAAGGGCACCGGUCUAAAAGGGAAACAGGUUAACGAUAUUGCUGAUCUAACACUGUGCAGAUGGAAAGGCGGUACGCGAUGUCUCAUGUCUUGUACUGCAUAUUAAGAAAAUUUCAUAUAAAGAAGAUAAAUUAGCCUGCCGAAGUGCCUUUCCCUUUCAUCAGACUUAUUUGAUCAGUGGGCUGCCUGACUAUCUGAAAAGCACAUUUUGGUUUUUUUCUGUUAGCCAAAAAACCCCUCAAUUCAUACUUAAAAUUAUGUAGCUUUUAUAGUAUUUUCAGAGGCAGAUGUAGUGUUCUUUUACAUUGGGAUACUGACUCCUGCAUGUUAAUGAUGAAGAUAAUUGUUGUAAAUGCUGGGCUUUUUGUAUUUUAUGUUCGAAAAGAAGUUUGAAAAAAAUAUAUCUUUAGCAAUCUGAACAGUAGAAUCUUUUAAAAAUGCAUACGUGAGAUCUGAUUUAAUUUCAUAAAUCAUGAGUAAGCAUCUCAAAGUCACUGGAUUUACAGGUUUGAAACUGACUGAUAUUCUAACUUCAAUAAAGAAAUUAAUAUAUGUUUAUAGAUGAAAACAAUUAUAAUGAUAAGAAUCCCUUUUUCAGCUGCUGACCUUCCUUGCCAGUGGAAGCAGAAAGGGUAUGGAGAUAGGUACGUAAUUCUUAUUUUCUAAAACCAUUUUUAUCUCAACCAGGAUCCCAGCCUGCCUUAUGUGAUCCAAGCUUCUGCUUUUCAGCUUUUUUUUUUAUUUAGUGGAAUUAAGCAAACACAGUGCGAUGCCUACAAAGUAAAAAACGAGCAUUCUUUUAUAGUCGUUUUCACUAAUUUGUGCCACACUUCCAACAGUAGGCAGCCACAUUUGUGUUAAAGAAUUUGUGAAAGGCGGUUUAAAUUACUUGAAUCUGGGCUCUGUUUUCUUUUAAAAGCAGUAUUUGAUAUGUUCUGAUUACAAAAAUUAAAAAAAAAGGCUUCUUUUUUUUUUUAAGACUAGCGGGGGAAAACUGUGUCAUUAUUUUUGGUAUUAGUGCUCUCAGCUUGAAAAUUAUUUUCCCAAAUAAAUUUUUUCCAUCAGUUUAAGACUUACUGAACAUUCCUAUGUCCCGCUGCCCAAACAUUCUGGUACUGUAAUCCCAGGUAACCGGUUGGGUUCCUGUGCAGCACUUGUUGUGCUCUGUUAGCACGGUGAUGUUCUUACACCUUCUUACUGCAUAGAAAGGCACUUCGAGCGCUCAUUAGAGCACAGAGUUGAUGAAAGCCCGGCUCUGAGGUGCUAAAAUGUCAGUGAGCUGAGGGCACUGCCUAUGCCCACCACCCUGGAGCCUCGCGUUCAACAAACGCUUCAUUACCUUGGCAAUCGUUUUCCACAACACCCCAGUGUGUAUAUUGUUCGUGUAAAACGUUGUUGAUAUUCGGCAUCCUGGGUUUAAGUAUUUCUACCUUUUUAUAUUUUGUAGGAGGUGUCUUUUCACCUCUGCAUUUACUACGGUAUCAGUGUAUCUGUUGCUGGAAAUGUAACUGAGAUUUGUAAAACGGUACAGCUUAUGCAAUAUAAUAAAAGGUUUAAAAAGU
This is a messenger RNA of Cuculus canorus (common cuckoo), 7457 nucleotides long. RefSeq names its product family with sequence similarity 171 member B (gene FAM171B). The record is from RefSeq and is a predicted model, not a curated record. NCBI's taxonomy places the organism in Eukaryota, Metazoa, Chordata, Aves, Cuculiformes, Cuculidae. The transcript has 8 exons. Bases 72 to 2465 code for a protein of 797 amino acids.